Molecule: messenger RNA, 6418 nt
Organism: Scophthalmus maximus (turbot)
Lineage: Eukaryota; Metazoa; Chordata; Actinopteri; Pleuronectiformes; Scophthalmidae
Gene: pdgfra
Product: platelet-derived growth factor receptor, alpha polypeptide
Exons: 29
Coding region: 210-4628 (1472 amino acids)
Biological process (GO): protein phosphorylation; multicellular organism development; embryonic cranial skeleton morphogenesis
Cellular component (GO): signaling receptor complex
Molecular function (GO): platelet-derived growth factor alpha-receptor activity; platelet-derived growth factor binding; ATP binding
Source: RefSeq, a predicted model, not a curated record
CUGUAGCCGGAGCGCAGUUGCGAGGGCGGUCGUGGACGCGGACAGAGGGUCGCGCAUAUGCUCUCACAGCGCGGGACCUGGGAGGAUUACAGCCGCCGCGAGAGGACCCUCGCUGCGCCUUUCGGAGGGGCCGACUCACUGUGGAUGUACUGACACCAACGGAAUAUAAAGAAGGGGAUUACUUACAAAAGGCCGGAACGUCCAUAACCAUGGAUGGGCUGAGGACGUAUGUCGUCUGUGGGGGCAUUUUGGUGCUGCUGGUUUCAGUCACCUGCGGACUGUCGCCACCGACCAUCGUGUCCAACGAGGAGGAGUUCGUCCUGCAGCCCAACUCCGUGUUCAACAUCAGCUGCACGGGGAAAAGGAACGUGGUGUGGGCCGAACCCCUGCCAGCGAACACCUUUGUGUACCCGGGCUACUACACGGCAACGCUCUUCAUCUACAACGCCACGGUGGAAAACACCGGCUACUACAUGUGCGUGUAUGAAACCCAGGAGGCCGAACUGGAGGGUGGAGAGGAGGAAUACAACGAGGCGGGGAUAUACGUGUUUGUGCCAGAUCCGACGGCCCCGUUUGUCCCCGAGACCCCCGACAACCUGGAAGUCGCCAUGGACACGACCGGGGUGGCCAUCUCAUGCCGUGUGUCUGACCCUUCCUCGGACGUCAUCCUGAGGAGUGUCCCCAGCGGGGAGGAGAUGCCCGCCUACUACGACAACAAGAUGGGCUUCUUCGGGAACCUCUCUCCCGGGCAGUACCGGUGUGAAACCACCCUGAGGGGCCAGACGUUUCGAAGUGCAGUUUAUACUGUGAAAGUGGAGGCCCCCGCAGAGAUGGAGGAUUUCAACCUGGAGGUAAAAGCCAGCGAGGAAAACCUGAGAGCCGGGCAGCCGUUCAGCAUCACCUGCAUCGCACCCGCUGGCCUGGGUUUCCACCAGCAGUGGCUCCAUCCUAAAAAACAGGCUACGGAUGCAGUUCAGAUGAAAGAGUCUUUUCCCGACCGGGUCACCUACACCCUCUUUAUCCUCAAAGCCACCGCUCAGGACAGUGGCACCUACGAGUGCUCCAUCACGCACGAAAUCAGCGGAGACGUCAGAGUCAGCAGCGUGGCCGUCACCGUCUUCGAGGAGAAUUCCUUUCUGGUGCUGGACCACAGUGGGAUCCUCGCGGUGGAGUUUGUGAGCCUUUUGGAGGAGACAGAGUUUACCAUUCUCAUUGAUGCCCACCCUGCCCCCAAAGUGACGUGGCUGAAAGACGGAAAAGACAUGCUGGGGAACUACUAUGUCCUCACCAAAACAAGCCACCUUGAAGGGAAUCGGUAUCAAAGCAUUCUGACAUUACGGCAGCCUAUGGAGAAGGACAACGGGAACUACACCAUUACAGCCCUGAGCGGCUCUCGCACUGCUCAGUUCUCUUUCAACCUCAAAGUAAAAGCCCCCACCACAAUGAUGUUCCCACCCUCCUCAGCCCCUGUGCUGCUGCCACAGAUAGACGAGAUGGUGGUGCCCCUCCACACUCCUUUCACCUUGACGUGCCGCGGGGAGGCGAAGCUGGCCUGGGAGACGCCGCUCGACGUGGUGGAGCUGACGCAGGAGGACAACAGCGGCCUGUUUGUCACCACCAUCACCGUGAAUACGGCCACCGCACUGCACACCGGCUACUACACGUGUUUCUACAGCAGGAACACCACUGAGGAGACGGAGGACAGCAGCAUCUAUAUCUAUGUGCCAGAUCCCAAUGUCCCCUUCGUGCCGUCGCCGGUGCCGUUCGGUAACCACGUCCUGUCCGACCACGAGGAGAUGGAGAUCCAGUGCCGGGUGUCUGAUCCCACAGCCAACGUGACCCUGGUUAAUGUUGACACCCAGCAGCCUGUGCCCAGCGUGUAUGACAGCAAGAGGGGUGCGCUGGGGGUUUUCACUGCUGGAACCUACGUUUGUAAGGCCCUCAUAAAAGGAGAAGAACACUACAGCGGGGAAUACAUCGUCCACGGCUGGACAGGUGGUGCUGCGCUGCACGUCGAGCUGACGGCCAAGCGCACUGCUCUCCUGGUGGGUGAAACCAUCACGGUCACCUGUCUGGCUCGGGGAUCGGAGAUUCUGGAAGACCACUGGAAAUACCCUGGCAAACUGGCUAAUCGUGGAAUCAAAGCGGUGCAUGAGAACAAGAGGGAUCAGGAGAUCCUCUACACCCUGACGAUCCCACAGGCUACAACCAAAGACAGCGGCAUCUACUCUUGCUCCAUCACCGACAUCAUUAGUAAUGAGAGCCAGACAAAGCAACUAUCUAUUAGAGUUUUUGCAAGCGAGUUUUUGUCCAUCUGGCCACAGUUUGGAGAGUAUGAAUCAGCAGAGCUGGAUGAGGUCAAGGAGUUCAGCGCCAAGAUCAACUCCUUCCCCAACGCUCACGUCACGUGGCUCAAAGACGGCACCCCGCUCAGCGAUGUGACGGCCGAGAUUUUCCCCAGCCUCCGGAAGAUCAGCGAGACCAGCUACAUGAGUGUUCUCACCCUGAUCCGGGCCAAAGAGGAGGACAGCGGCAACUACACCAUGCGAGUGCAGAAUGGGAACCAGAGUCAGCACGUUGGCUUAGUCCUGGAGGUCAAAGUACCUGCAGUCAUUGUGGAGCUGAUGGACAUCCACCACGGCUCAGCCACGGGCCAGUCUGUGGUGUGUAUUGCCAGAGGGCAGCCCACUCCUGUGGUGGAGUGGUUCAUCUGUAAGAACAUCAAACAUUGUGCCAACGACUCCUCCUCCUGGGUGCCCCUCCCCACCAACUCCACCAAGAUCACCGUGGACUCCCACAUGGACGAGGACAACAACCUGGAGAGCCAGGUCAUGUUCGGCCACCUGGAGAACACACUGGCAGUCCGCUGCCUGGCCAAGAACGAAAUGGCCGCCGUCAGCAGGGAGGUCAAACUGGUGUCUAAUGGCCCUCACCCCGAGCUGACUGUAGCCGCCGCCGUGCUGGUGCUCCUGGUCAUUGUCAUCAUCUCACUCAUUGUCUUGGUUGUUGUCUGGAAACAGAAACCGCGAUAUGAGAUCCGCUGGAGGGUCAUUGAGUCCGUGAGCCCAGACGGCCACGAGUACAUCUACGUGGAUCCCAUGCAGCUUCCCUACGACUCCAGAUGGGAGUUUCCCCGUGACAGACUCGUGCUCGGUCGUAUCCUGGGCUCUGGAGCCUUUGGGAAGGUGGUGGAGGGCACGGCCUACGGACUGAGCCGCUCCCAGCCUGUCAUGAAGGUGGCAGUGAAGAUGCUGAAACCCACGGCACGCUCCAGCGAGAAACAAGCCCUGAUGUCAGAACUGAAGAUUAUGACUCAUCUUGGACCUCAUCUCAACAUUGUUAACCUCCUGGGAGCAUGCACCAAGUCAGGCCCCAUCUACAUCAUCACAGAGUACUGCUUCUACGGGGACCUGGUCAACUACCUGCACAAGAACAGGGAGAAUUUCCUGAGCCUCAACCCAGAGAAAACUAAAAAAGAGCUGGACAUCUUUGGAAUCAACCCCGCAGAUGAGAGCAGCAGGAGCAGUUAUGUGAUCCUGUCAUUCGAGAGCAAAGGAGACUACAUGGACAUGAAGCAGGCUGACAACACUCAGUAUGUGCCCAUGCUGGAGAUGAACAAUGCCUCCAAGUACUCAGACAUCCAGUCAUCCAACUACGACCAUCCACCCUCGCAGAAAGGCUCAAGUGAGGGCGAGCUGGACGACCUGUUGUCAGAGGACAUGAACGAGGGCCUCAGCACCACCGACCUGCUCAGCUUCACCUACCAGGUGGCCAAGGGAAUGGAAUUCCUCGCCUCCAAAAAUUGCGUGCAUCGGGACCUCGCAGCCAGGAAUGUCCUCCUCUCCCAGGGCAAGAUAGUGAAGAUCUGUGACUUUGGACUUGCCAGAGACAUCAUGCAUGACAACAACUAUGUCUCCAAAGGGAGCACAUUCCUGCCUGUGAAGUGGAUGGCACCAGAGAGUAUUUUUGACAACCUUUACACUUCCCUCAGCGAUGUUUGGUCCUACGGCAUCCUCCUCUGGGAGAUAUUCUCCUUAGGUGGCACCCCAUACCCGGGGAUGGUCGUGGACUCAAGCUUCUACAACAAGAUCAAGAGUGGAUACAGGAUGUCCAAGCCCGAACAUGCACCUCAUGACGUAUAUGAAAUGAUGAUGAAGUGCUGGAACAGCGAGCCAGAGAAGAGGCCUUCGUUCCUGGGUCUGAGUGAAACUGUCUCUUCUUUGCUGCCCUCCAGCUACAAGAGGCAUUAUGCGAGGGUAAACCACGACUUCCUGAAGAGCGACCACCCCGCUGUGACUCGGGUGUGCAUUGAAAGUGACGACGCCUACAUCGGCAUCACCUACAAGAACCAGGGCAAGCUGAAGGACAGGGAAAGCGGCUUUGACGAGCAGCGGCUGAGCUCCGACAGCGGCUACAUUAUUCCCCUCCCCGACCUGGACCCUAUAUCUGAUGAUGAAUAUGGAAAGAGGAACAGACACAGCUCUCAGACAUCCGAGGAGAGCGCCAUCGAGACCGGCUCCAGCACAUCUACUUUUGCGAAGCGCGAGGGCGAGACCCUGGAGGACAUCACGCUGCUGGACGAGAUGUGUCUGGACUGUAGUGACCUAGUAGAGGACAGCUUUCUGUGACAACUGCCUGGUCUGCAGAGCGGAAGCAGCAAGUGAAAGGGGUGUAAGGACAUAAGGUACUAGAGAAAAGACUUAGCCAAAGACUCUCAAAUCUGCCCUCAAGCCCCGCCAUCCCUCCUCCUUGAUCCCCCUUUCGGAGGACAGGACAAAACCACAUCACUGUCUGGGUUAGUCUGUGGUGAAAGAACCACACGCCCUUCCCUUCUUCCUGGACAUUGCCCCCUGCUGGGCUGGAGGAGUGAGUGAGCGUUGGUGAAAUCACGACAUCGAGGACUGGAACGAGCCACAGCCACUGGGCCUGUGAGUUGGACAUAUCGAGAUAAGGCAGAUGAAAAGAUUGUCUCUUUAAAUUUGCAGGGCUUCGUUCUAAUCGGCAUUCUUUAAACAGUGAUAUAAGCCAGAGGAGACAAAUCAAACACGUAGGUCAGCAACUCUAAAUGAAGAAACAUCACAGGAUAUCAUAUGAUAUACAUAUAUAUUUAACCACUACAGAUGCACUAUUUAAACUAGAGGAGUCCAAUACUAGCGACAGCAUUGGCGGGCAAACUCACCCCACCCCCACCUGCUGCGAGAGAAGCACCUGAUGCUGGUACAAUCAGUAGCAAUACUUGGAUUUAAAAGCACAAAAUCUGGACUAUGUGCAUUUCUUUUCUGUAUGACCAUAUUCUGUUUUUAGUGGUUAAAUACUUGCAGUAAUUCAAAUUUAUUUUUUUACUUCAUUAAUGUUUAAACAUGUAUUAUUUGUGAAUACCGAGUAGAUAUAAACCAUAUCCGUUUGGAUGGUUAUGAAAAAAAGAGAGCCUAUGAGUUGCAAGUGUCCUCGCAGUGUCUCGCCCAAAUUAAAACCCAACGUUCGCAAAUGUCAUCCCUGACAAGACUACGGUCAUAUCUGUCAUAUGGGCUCUGAUAGAAAAAAAAGGUGUGAUUGUAUUGUAAAUAGCUCCAGAGUUGUUUUAUAAGAGAGAAUUAUUGGGAUAACGGUCAAGUAUUUUAUAUAAGCACAUUUAUGCUUCUGAACCCAACGCUUUUAAUAAAAACAGUACAACAAAGGAAACAUAACGUUUCCUUAAUGAAGACAUUUGCCAACACAGUGGUCAGCAAAGAGUCUUAGAAAACAUUUGUGGAUUACAAAGUUUCAAGAGAAAUAUUCAUGUGUCAGUUUAGCCGUUGUACUUACGGGAAUCAUAGGAUAAAAGGGAUACAAGAAAAACUUUGUUCAAGUUCCUCAUGUUGGUAAACAUGCUAUUAUUGGCCCGAAAAUGAUUAGAUCCUAUCGCGGUGCUUUAUGAGCAGGUUAUGUCUUCCAGUCUCUUAUGUUAUCUACUGUCCUGAAGUCUAUUAGCAGGUUCUAGUUAUACUAAGACACUAGAUGAACUAGAGAUUCAUGUUGAUCUGAUGUCAUACAUCAGUUAUGUGUAGACUCUUUGUAAUCCCUCAUAUCCUUCAGCUACUGUACCAGCUACGCCACUGCCUCUCUCUGUUGACUGUGAUAUAAUCUGCAAUUGUUGUUGCACUUUUCUUUUACUUUCUCCAUUUUGUUGUGGGUGUUGCAGACGAGUUAGCCGCUUUAAAAAAAACAAAAACCCCCAGAAAAGUCUGACUUUGGCUUCAGAUGUUAAAAGCAGCAUGGAUGUGAAUGUUUGUGCCACAGGUGAUUGAUGUUUUGUUGACGGUACAGUAUCUGUAAUUAUAGGUAAUCACACCCAAUAUGAUUCAGUACUAUGUUUCAUUAUUUUACAUCAUGUACAUUCAGAUGAUUUAUAUUUCAAUAAAUGAUUUAUAAAGUAAAA